Molecule: messenger RNA, 1137 nt
Organism: Colletotrichum higginsianum IMI 349063
Lineage: Eukaryota; Fungi; Ascomycota; Sordariomycetes; Glomerellales; Glomerellaceae
Product: Peptide hydrolase
Exons: 4
Coding region: 1-1137 (378 amino acids)
Biological process (GO): proteolysis
Molecular function (GO): metalloexopeptidase activity
Source: RefSeq, a predicted model, not a curated record
AUGCGCUUCGCUCCUCUCCUCGCGGCUCUCGCCGCGUCCUCGGCCGCCGGCUCCUCCGUCGAGCCCCGCGACCCGAACAAGCUGUUCACCCUCGAGCUUGCUCCGGGAGAGACCGUCACCGUCACGGAGGAGGAGAAGUGGAAGAUGAUGGACAAACGCGUCCACUUCUUCGACAUCACCGAGUGGUCGGACGUCCCCGCCGCCGUCACCACGGCCGACUUCAGGCUCGCCGCCGCCGCCGCCCUCCCGUUCCCGACGGCCAUGAACCAGUCGUGCCACGUCAACGCGCUGAUCCCCAAGCUCAGCAAGGACAACAUGCGCACCCACCUCGAGCGCUUCUCGGCCUUCCACAACCGCUACUACCUCUCGCGCACCGGCGUCGAGUCCGCCGAGUGGCUGCACGGCCAGGUCGCCGCCGUCCUCGACGCCGCCGGCCACCCGACCGCCAACGUGCGCUACGUCCGCCACGUCGCCUGGUCGCAGCCCAGCAUCAUCGUCACCAUCCCCGGCCGGAACCAGCGCACCGUGGUCGUCGGGGCGCAUCUCGACUCGGUUAUCUCCGGUGACCGCGGCGCCGGCCGCGCGCCUGGUGCUGAUGACAACGGCUCCGGCUCCGUCAUGAUCCUCGAGGUCCUCCGCGUCCUGCUCUCGGACAAGCGCAUCGCCUCGGGCGACCUGCUCAACACGGUCGAGUUCCACUGGUACGGCGCCGAGGAGGCCGGCCUGCUCGGCAGCCAGGACAUCUUCACCCAGUACCGCGCCUCCAACCGUCAGGUCGUCGCCAUGCUGAACCAGGACAUGGUCGGCUACGUCGGCCGCGACGGCGUCGAGCGCUUCGGCGUCGUCACGGACUGGACCGACCCGGACCAGGUCGCGUACAUGAAGCGCCUCAUCGAUGCCUACACCGACAUCCCCUACGAGGACACCGUUUGCGGCUACGCCUGCUCCGACCACGCCUCGGCGAACCGCAAUGGCUUCCCGUCGUCCUUCAUCUUCGAGGCGCCGUUCGGGAACCACAACCCGAACAUCCACACGCCCAACGACACCAUCGAGCACGUCUCGUUCGACCACGCCCUGGAGCACGCCAAGAUGACGACGGGGUACCUCUACGAGCUGGCCUACUGGCCGUUUGCGUAG